UUUAUGAACUUGUUUUUUCACUAAUAAUAUAACGGUGAUGACAAUAUGUUAUAAUGUUGAAUGAGUAAUAUACAUGUAUAAACUCAUUGACUUAUAAUACUAGAAUGAGGAUAACUGAUGGUUUUAUGAUUCUAUUCAUUCAAUAUAGCCAUAUCAUUAUUAUUGUGCAGUAAAUUCCAUGUCACGAGAUAGGGAAGGGAACAGGUAUAUUUGGCAUUGGACAAACCCCCUUUAAAACGUGCUAUUGUAUAAAGUCACAGUGUCAUUUGGUGAAGCGGCUAUUAGAAUGGCAGCUCUGUUGUUCACUGUCCAGCUACUGUAUGUUGUUCACUGUGGAUGGAAUGUUCUAGUCGGCGGAAUGGCAACACAGACUAGACUAACAUCUCAUAGUCAUUGUGAAUCAUGUUAAAAGGUCAGUGACUAUGAAUCCAUGCAGGAAUGUGUGUGAUAAAUAUAUGUAUAGAUCUUUUUAAUCUGAUCUAGAAAAGUUUAGCAUCAGCUUUUGCUUGAGAGGUAAUGAUAAAACAUUUAUUUUUUGUUAAUUCAUCACAAUAACGGACUGUGGAGAUUCUAAAUGGAUAGAAUCCCAAUAAACAGCGAAGUUCAAGGAAUUGUGGACGUCGAGGUAUUGGUGCUGAGUAGAGAUAAAUAGUCCAUUUGGAUGAGAUGGUGUCAGGGGUCACUACUACAAAAGGUCAGAGGGGAAAGGUGUGAAAGAUUUGCGCUUUAAGAGAGGAAAGGCUCCAUGUACCUGGAGGAAGAGACCAAUGCCAAGGCGGGGGUGCUGUCCUGCUUCUUCUCCCUGAAGGAGGAGAUUGGGGCGCUGGCCAAAGCCCUCAGGCUGUUUGAGGAGAAGGGCAUCAACCUGAUGCACAUUGAGUCUCGCCCGUCGCGACUGAACAACCAGGAGUUUGAGUUCUUCAUCAGCGUGGACACCAGCAACUCCAAGUCCCUGGACGAGGUCAUCGACGGCCUGCGCACCGAGAUCAGUGGCCACGUGCACGAGCUCUCACGCAACAAACAGAAGGACACAGUUCCAUGGUUCCCCAAUGACAUCCAGGACUUGGAUCGCUUUGCCAACCAGAUUCUGAGCUACGGAUCUGAGCUGGAUUCUGAUCACCCUGGCUUCACAGACCCAGUGUACAGAACCAGGAGGAAGGAGUUUGCCGACAUUGCCUACAGCUACAGACAUGGCCAGGUCAUUCCCAAGGUGGAGUACACAGCAGAGGAGAAGGCCACAUGGAGCACAGUGUUCAAUGAGCUGAAGACUCUGUACCCCACGCACGCCUGCCGCGAGCACAACCGUGUGUUCCCCCUGCUGGAGCAGUACUGCGGCUACAGGCAGGACAACAUCCCCCAGCUGGAGGACAUCUCACGCUACCUGCAGUCGUGCACAGGUUUUCGGCUGCGCCCAGUGGCUGGCCUGCUCUCCUCUCGGGAUUUCCUGGCUGGUCUGGCCUUCCGAGUCUUCCACUCUACACAGUACAUCCGGCACCAAUCCAAGCCCAUGUACACACCUGAGCCGGAUAUCUGCCAUGAACUCCUGGGCCAUGUUCCUCUGUUUGCUGACCCCACCUUUGCCCAAUUCUCACAGGAAAUCGGUCUGGCUUCCCUGGGUGCCCCCGACGAGUACAUUGAGAGGCUUGCUACUGUCUAUUGGUUCACAGUGGAGUUUGGCCUCUGCAAGCAGGGCUCUGAGAUCAAGGCCUAUGGAGCUGGCCUUCUCUCAUCAUUUGGAGAGCUGCAGUACUCUUUGUCAGACAAGCCCAGGAUUCAACCAUUUGACCCUGCAAAGACCAGCCUCCAGAAGUACCCAAUCACUGAGUUCCAACCCGUUUACUUUGUUGCAGAGAGCUUUGAUGACGCCAAAGAGAGAGUCAGGAAAUUUGCCGACACCAUCCCCAGGCCUUUCUCAGUGCGCUACAAUGCGUACACCCAAAGCAUUGAAGUCUUGGAUAACACCCAGCAGCUGAGAAACCUGGCUGACAACAUCAGUGGGGAAAUUGGGAUCUUGUGCAAUGCCCUGCGGAAGAUGGAGUAAGGAGACCACUUUGGAGACAUCCUUCAAUACUGAUGUGCGCAAUGAUAGAAUCUCAAUGCAUGUCAUCAAUCUUGUAGAUUUCCAUUAUACUCUUUGUAUUUAUAAUCUGUGUGCUUGUCCAUUGUAACAUCUACUGCAUUCUGCUUCAUCUUUAUAUAAAUUAUUCAUAAAUACCUACUGCAUCCCAGACACUAGUCAUUUUAAGUAGAACAUUUUCAUUUUAGUCGUCAAUAUUAGAGGAGCACUCGCUCAAUGAAUCACACAGACAUACUACUAAGCCAAUGAAAAUGCACAUCGAAAUGAGUCACUCAUUGUAAAUAUGAAGUUACGUAAAACAAGUAUUAACAUUAAAUGAAUUAUUCGAUAAGUGAGUGAGUUUUUCGUUAGAUUUUUGUUAACACCAACAAGGAGAAGUAUUAUUUUAACAUACCCUUUUCAGUAUGUUCUAGAAAUCCAACACUGCCACUACAGUAUUGAUAGGUUAACCGAUGUCAUUUUCUGUAACCAACUGAGAGGGAUUACAUUAGAAGAGUGCUGUUCCAGAACUAUUAGCUCGGGCUUUGAAGACGAUCUAAUUCGCACUUGAGUAUUCUAUCUAUAUUGGUUAAAUCGCAAAUAACAAAAAUACAUCCUUGCAUUAUGCUGGAAAUAGCUAGGCCUAUAUAACACAAUAAGGAAAUGCAAUGUGUAUGUCCAGCAUGUUAGAGAAUGUGUUUGAUUAUAUCCUGAAUUCUGAUUCAUCCAAAUGAUCGACUGUUUUUCCAUUCUUUACUAUCACGUGUUUGUAUAAUAAUAUCUAAUAUAAUGUGUUAUUAACUUGCCAAAUAAAUGUAUGCUUAAAAGGUUAUUUCAGAUCAAUUCUCAAAAUAAUUGUGUUUUAUUAUUAUUAUUAGGCUAUAAUUGGUUGUGAGGACAUAUUUUGUAUUAGAGUCUGUCAAAGUGCGUUUCAGCACCUUGGAGAGCAUCCCAAGUCAGGGGAAAAUAAAUGUCUUGUUGCACCUGUUACAAAUCAAUGGAAAGAAAAAUAUAUAGCCUAGAAUAAAUGUAAGUAAAAGUCAAUAUUCAUAAUCUUAUUUUGUAGGCUACAAAACGUUUUUCUCUCUCAAUAUAUUAGGCCUAUACGUGCUUUCAUGAACUGUGUUUUAUUCCAUUAAAAGGUGAUUGAUUGGCUGUUAUGACGCAUAACACCUAAAAGUGA
Molecule: messenger RNA, 3239 nt
Organism: Oncorhynchus gorbuscha (pink salmon)
Lineage: Eukaryota; Metazoa; Chordata; Actinopteri; Salmoniformes; Salmonidae
Product: phenylalanine-4-hydroxylase-like
Exons: 13
Coding region: 746-2041 (431 amino acids)
Biological process (GO): L-phenylalanine catabolic process; L-tyrosine biosynthetic process
Molecular function (GO): iron ion binding; phenylalanine 4-monooxygenase activity
Source: RefSeq, a predicted model, not a curated record